Talaromyces marneffei is the source of this 1626-nucleotide messenger RNA. RefSeq lists its product as uncharacterized. The coding region runs from base 1 to 1626 and encodes 541 amino acids. The transcript has 3 exons. NCBI's taxonomy places the organism in Eukaryota, Fungi, Ascomycota, Eurotiomycetes, Eurotiales, Trichocomaceae. The record is from RefSeq and is a predicted model, not a curated record.
AUGUUUGCGUGGGCAGCUGGAGGAGCCCAGUCGAUGGGAGUUGAGCCGGACCAGGAACGAGAUCCACCAGCUUCUCCAACACCGUUAGAGUUCCCACAAUAUGUCGGGUUUGAUGGGGAAGACAUCCAACGUAUAACGGACUUUAACGCCAUCUACCGGAAUCUCAUCGCACUCAGGAAACCCCAGGAUAUCACCAUUGAUCAUGUCAAGGCCUUGAAUCUGAGAAUCGAGACUGACAUAGAGGGUCUUCAAAUUAUCUCUGAUGAGGAUCUGCAGGGACUUCCCCCCUUAGUCUGGGAUAAAAUGAAUGAAGAUGAUGAUGAAAAUCCCUCCGAAGCCCCAAAAAUGGGAAAUGGCAUUCCAUACCCACCCUAUGAGAAAUACGACAUUGUCAAAAAGGAACUGUUGAGUGACACUGACGAUGCUUUUAGAGAGGCUGCAAGGAUGCCACCCAAGCCUGGGCGGGAUAGAGUAAGAUUGACACAAACAAGGAAAUUCUGGUUGGGACUCGAGCGAAUCGCUCAGUACUGGGACACUAGUCAGGAUGAGUAUUUUGAGAGACCGGCUGCGGCAUCUAAGCCGGAGGAGAAUCAGACUGUCAACGAUGAACGAGCUUCUACAAACACUGGCGUCGAUAGUCCGAUGGACACGAGUGCCUCUCCUGCUGAGGAAAUAAAAACCUACGAACGUGUCUACAAGGGAAGACGUAUCGGGACAGGAAGUGAGAUGCCGGCUGAUAUCCGUGAAGAUACGAUGAGAGGGCUCCUGGAAAUGGUGGCAUGGCCAUUCCAAUGCCAGGUAUCCGUGCCUUCGUUACCACCAAGGUUGCAUACUCAAGGGUUAUUGUUCCCCGUACGCCUUACAUUGAUAUCUGGUCGAGUGCCUCAGGACCGCCAGGCUGCACGAAGCGGGAUACUACAGGGACCGUUACUAGGUGUUCAAUGCCGAGAGGAAACAAAGUUUAGUGCAAAAGAUGAAGAACCAGGAUCUUGGGGUAAGUAUUGCGAUUUGUUCCGUGAAGUCGGUGCCAUGCUCCUAUUAGCCCAAGAACGUGCUCGUGAUGGCGCUGUCGAGGUUAGGCCAGGAGAGGGUAAAUGGUGGACCACGGUACCUCGUUUCGGUGGUGCUGAGCAUGAAGGUGUCACGGGUGAAGCAGCAAACGCGGAUGACGCAAAGACGAAAGAAGAUCAAAAGGACGAUGACAACAACCAAGGCGUGUAUAAGCGUUCUCGAUACAUGAAUCCGCUCAUAGCAUCACGGCGGGCAGCGCGAGCACGACGAUUGACGCCUAGCGAGAAAUGGAAUAUUAUCGGACCUGGGACGAGUCUGUGGGAUAAGAAAAUGAACUAUAUGCAGAUUGGAAAGCCGAACAAUAGUCCAUAUGACGAUAUUUACAUGCUUUCGAGUAUCAACCAUCAUGUCUCAAUCCUACAUCUCAGAGUCCAUCGACGAUAUAUCGAUUGUCUCACAUCAGGAGUCAGUGAUGAUAAGGACCAAGGCACUACCGACCAACCUUGGAAUGAACUCAAACUACGGCGAACCAAAUGGUACGAUCUGUUAGAUUCUGAGCAGCGACUGGAAGUGUUUCACAGUCUUUGGAGGCUAUAUCAUUAUAUAAUGAGAUGA